Cyclopterus lumpus (lumpfish) is the source of this 2956-nucleotide messenger RNA. It is a transcript of the gene cyld2, whose product is annotated as cylindromatosis (turban tumor syndrome), b. The coding region runs from base 212 to 2359 and encodes 715 amino acids. Lineage: Eukaryota; Metazoa; Chordata; Actinopteri; Perciformes; Cyclopteridae. The record is from RefSeq and is a predicted model, not a curated record. Gene Ontology annotation, biological process: protein K63-linked deubiquitination. The transcript is spliced from 14 exons. Gene Ontology annotation, cellular component: cytosol. Gene Ontology annotation, molecular function: K63-linked deubiquitinase activity; cysteine-type deubiquitinase activity.
AAGCGCGUGCACGUCGUUCACCUGCUCGUUACGAACCGAGAGGUUAGAGCGAUGCUCUGACGUCGGAGCCACCACCCGCUUUCGUUGGGAAUCGACUCGGGUGGAACCGGGACGAACCGGGUCGCGGAGGAAUUGCCCCUUCGAGAAAAAAGAACGAGAAAACGUUGAACCGCGUGCACGAGGGCCCCCCCGUCACUGUACCGGGGGAACUAUGGAGCCCGGCGCCGGAGUGAGGGACAAGUUUUUCAUCGUGGUCCGCGGCAAGUCGAGGAAAGGCUUCUCCCGAGGGUGCGUGGGCCGCGUGGAGGCGGAGAAGCAGCUCGGGGAGCUGACGGGGCUGCUGUACGGCGACGGCAGCCCCAAGAGCGGAGGCACCGUGAGACGGGAGGACACGUACCCGCUGACCCGACACCAGGCGCAGCUGCUGCUCUUCGUCUCCCCGGCGAGCAAACGCCUGGAGCUGCUGUGCAACCCGCAGCUGUUCGCCGCCGUGUGCGAGCUGUCUCCGGGUGACCUGGUGGUGGUGAAGCACAAGAAGGGCCACUUGCCCGCGCUGGUGAAGAACCUCAUGCAGAUUGGGAGCAAGAAGGACAAGGACGACCAGCAGAUUGGGAGGAAGGAGGACAAAGACGACCUGCACUUGAUCGGCUUUGAAGUGGAGUUUGUGGACAGUGAUCCCAAGAAGCCUGCUCCUCUCCCCCUGUUCAGUGCGGCAGACAUCAUCCAGGUGAUCCCGUCCCACUCGGUUCCCCAUGGUCUGCAAGGGAAAGACGGACAAUCUGGGAGUCUAAACCGAAAAGGGGUGACGCGCUUCAACUCCAUGCCGAAUAUAGAAUCUCAUCCACGGCAAGUUGGAGAGAACCGCACAGAGCCGAGUGUCAUUCAGAGCCAACGUUCAAGCACAUCUCAUGGGUCUUUGGAGGUGGGCUCCAUGGUGGAGGUGGUGUCCAACACAGGCGUCACGGUGUACGGGGUCGUCCAGUGGUUGGGGGCCCCACAAGGGAAGACUGAUAAAUGGGCUGGGAUUGAAUUGGACUAUGAUGUGAACGGCUGCUCUGAUGGGAGGCACGGAGGCCGGAGGUAUUUCACCUGCAAAGGGGGCAGGGCGUUGUUUGUUCCCGUCAAGAAGUGCCACCCCGACGGCAGGUUCGUCUGCACGUCUCCAGGAAAGAAGAGCCUCGACCCCGUCGACACACUUCCAGUUCCCCCGUUUGAGGAGUCGGAGGAGGAUGCGCCUCCUAUUCCUGAAUCCGAGGCCUUGUCUUUGUUAGUGGGACGAAUGAAAGGGAUUCAGGGUCACAUCAACUCCUGUUACCUGGAUGCCACGCUCUUCAGUUUGUUCGGCUCAUCCGUGAUCCUGGACAACAUCUGCAGAAGACCUGCUGACACGGAGGAACCCGUAACCUGCACUCUAAGAAAAAUAGUCAACCGCCUGCGCAGACAAGGGUUCGUGCCUGCAGAGAGCGUGAUGGAUUUCCGCAAACAGCUUGGCUGCGACACCUUCCGAACAGAGGAGAAAGACCCAGAGGAGUUCAUCACGGUCCUCUUUCAGAAAGUGCUUUGCGUGGAGCCGCUGCUGAAGCUCCGAUCAGGACAAGAAACGUGUCAGGGUGCCUACACCUUCCAGAUCUUUCUGGAAAAAGAACAGAUGGGACCGAUGCCCACCGUCCAACAGCUGCUGGACACGUCCUGCCUGUCAGGUGACCUCAAGUUUGAAGAGACGCCGUCCUGUCUAAUGGUUCAGAUGCCGAGGUUUGGAAACAAGUAUAAGAUGUUUCCUCACAUAAUUCCCUCCACUGAGCUUGACAUCACAGAUCUCCUAUACAACUCUCCAAGGGAAUGCUUCGUCUGUGGGCAUCUGGCAGAGUACGAGUGUCUUCAGUGUCUACCAGAUCGCAAACUGCAGCCAGGGAGGAUAAAACAGUACUGCUCUACCUGCAACGCACAGGUGCACACCCAUCCCUCACGGCAGGGUCACUCCGCCAAAGCUCUAGCGGUACCAGCUGAUGCCGCCUCUGGUUCCCCCGUGCGCAGACACACCAUGCAGCUGUUUGCCGUGCUCUGCAUUCACACCAGCCACUACGUGUCCUUUGUCAAAUGCGGCCCUGAUGCUCACUCCUGGCUCUUCUUUGACAGCAUGGCAGACCGAUGCGGUGACGAUCAACGUGGCUACAGCAUUCCCGUGAUCCGAGCUUGUCCGGAGUUGGGCGACUUCCUGUCCCGGCCGGAGGAGGAGCUGGCUUGUUCUAACCCCUCCCAGGCGUCUGAGCUGGUGCGCAGGCUGUUGUGUGACUCUUACAUGUUUUUAUACCAAAACCCAGCCGCACCACUUUUGAAGCCGAACCAGCAGGAGUCUUAGACGCCUGUGAGGCCGAGGACACGGCGUUCCAAUAACAGCGCCUUAAUAACCUUGCAUCUGUGCGUAAUCAACUGGAUUCUGUGUUUGUUAUUAGAAACGGUGGCUUCUAACAUCAUGGAGGAAGAGAAACUGACAAUGAAUGACUAGUUAAAGUUGAUGUAGAUAUGUAAGGAGGGAGAGAAUGUCAGUCGGUGCGGAGACUAGAUGCCUCCCUCCCCUCUCAGUGUGUGUGUGUGUGUGUGUGAGACAGAGAUGCACUUCCUCCUAAAUUGUAAAACAUUUAAUGAAAUAAGAAACAAUUAUUUUUGACAAAUUUACCUCCUGUGAUGUCAUAUUUUCAAAGAGGUUAACGACCUCUCCUAAUUGAAAAUACUCCGAUCAGACGGAGACGAGGAAUAUCUUUCUGCCCGAUGUGCAUCAACAUGCCUGAGGGACGGGGAAUGACCUUGACACGCGUAAUUGUAUCACUGUACAUAUCUUGUUAUUAUACAACAAUCAUAUCGUGUUUUUAAUAUUAUUGUACUUUUAAUUUCGAUGUUUUGGGAACGUUGUUGUUGUUUUUUUACUUUCAUGCCAAUAAAGCCACAUUGACUUGAA